Cynara cardunculus var. scolymus (artichoke) is the source of this 878-nucleotide messenger RNA. RefSeq names its product protein NUCLEAR FUSION DEFECTIVE 6, chloroplastic/mitochondrial-like. The coding region runs from base 30 to 326 and encodes 98 amino acids. The record is from RefSeq and is a predicted model, not a curated record. Lineage: Eukaryota; Viridiplantae; Streptophyta; Magnoliopsida; Asterales; Asteraceae. Gene Ontology annotation, cellular component: mitochondrion. The transcript is spliced from 4 exons.
AGAUACCAAAGAAAGAAAGAGGUUUUUAUAUGGCAGCGGUAUUCGCUGGUAGGUCGGUCCUCCGCUCAGCUUCCACCGGCGUUAGGUCAUCGGCGUCUAGAAUCUCCGCCGGUGCUAAACCUAGUUUCACGGGUGCCGCACGUUCUCCGUUCCGCGUCCCGGCUCGAAAUCCCCUAUCUCAUCGCAUUUUCAGGUCACCGGUUGAGAAGAGCUGUGUUGCUUUGGAAUCAAUGCUUCCAUUCCACACAGCCACUGCAUCUGCAUUGCUGACUUCAAUGCUUUCAAGUGCUCCUUAUAGCUGUGGUUGGACCAUUGAUGAUUCCUAGCUCCAAGGUGUUCUUCGAGAUCUAUGUGGUUUUGUUAGAUGUAGCUGAUCAGAUUAGAUGAGUCACAUAUCUGUUGAAACCGAUGGUUCCAUGUCUUACUAUCGAUACUUCUAUUUUGCUCGGCGUGGUGUCUUCUAUGCUCAAUGGAGCUGCGGUUGAACCCUUUUGAUCCAUAUUUGAUUGCAAAUUCCUUUUCUCGUAACCUUUUCACAAGCAGUGGUUUUUAUGGAAAACCUCUCUACUCUUGCUUCUUAGAAUAGAGUUAGGGUCUGUCUAGACCCUACUUCGUGUGCGAUUUACCAGGUUCAUUUGGUAUGGUUUGGUUUUGAGUAUAGUGACCAUAACUCCUUUACUACUGAAUGUCAUCCGAAAAGGAAUGCAAUAUUGUGUACAAUGACUUAUCCCCCCAACGUAAACCGAAAGGUAUUGCUACAUUGUGUUGGGGUAUUAUAUGUCAUGUGUUGUGAUUCUAAGCCUCCAUGUAGCUAAUUAGCAAAAUGAUGAAAGGUGUACGUACAUCUGGCUCCCAAGACCCUAUUUUUGGGUGGGAUA